AUGAAUUGGGAGUUGCAGGAUCACUAUAAAGUCCUUGAAUUGAAAUGCGACGCCUCCGAUGACGAAAUUCGUUCCAACUUUAUCCGCCUUGCCCUGAAGUGGCAUCCGGACAAACUUAAAGAAACGGAUUCUGCUACGUCUAGGUUCCAAGAAAUCAACGAAGCUUAUCAAGUCUUGAGCGACCCCUUUACGAGGCAUGAGUACGACAAGAAAAGGAUGCGUCAUAUCCAUGAGCACAACAUGGUAGUAGAGAGAGUUAAUUUCCAUUCAAGAGCAGUUACUUUCAAAGCGUCAAGUUUGAUGAAUUGUCCCCAUUGUUUGUUGCAGGAACUAUUUAACCGGUACAAGGAGCUCAUAUUGACUUGCAAUGGCCUUGGGAUGAAGAACUUUCUUUGGUAA
Messenger RNA from Arabis nemorensis, 399 nucleotides. The record is from the annotation of a GenBank genome assembly. NCBI's taxonomy places the organism in Eukaryota, Viridiplantae, Streptophyta, Magnoliopsida, Brassicales, Brassicaceae.